AUGAAAGUCGAAUAUACUCGACUUUUAAUUGUUCUUGUUUGUCUUAUUAUAAAAUGUGUAGAUGUUAAUGGUUCAUUAAAACGAGAACAAUGCCGUGAUUUUGCUGGCGAUCUUUCAAAUUGUCAACGAUUUAUACGUUGUUUCUAUAAUCUAAGAGUUUUAUUUACAUGUGCAUCGGGUACAGCUUAUGUACCUGAAUUACAGACAUGUGUUGGUAAAGAAUUAGUAGAUGAUUGUAAUGAUUCAAAGAAUCGAAUUGAAAUAACAGUGAAUUCAAAUAGUACUCCAGGUGAAACUGAUGAUUAUCCAACUAUUGAAGCUGAUUUAAAUGCACUUGAAAUACCUUUGCAAAAAUCUCUUUCAUCAGAUUUUGGUCUUACUGUUACACCAAAACAAUUCGGUUGUUCAUCAUAUUGUUAUAAUGAAGGUAUAUGUGUUCUUGUUGGUCAAAGAAUUACUUGUCGAUGUCCAUCUGGUUUUAUUGGUGUUCGAUGUCAAGUAACACAAGCUGCAAUCAGCACACGGGCUACUUGCAAUCCUAAUCCGUGUGAUAAUGGUGGCAUCUGUGUGACAGCACCAGGAUCAGGUACCAAUUUUGAAAGAUGUGACUGUGUAGCGGGCUGGACUGGAUCUUUAUGUGGCACGCCAGAUCCUCUUCCAGGUGGAGUUGUUAACCCCGCACCUGUUGGCACUGCAUGUCCAUCAAAUCCUUGUUUGAAUGGAGCUUCAUGUGUUACUACACAGGGUGGUGGUUUUCGUUGUAAUUGUGUAGCAGGUUUUACAGGUGUCUUAUGUGACAUAUCAACUGGCGCAGCGGUCAUAGGUACAGGUUGUAGUACAACAAAUCCUUGUAGUAAUGCAGGUGUAUGUGUACCGACAGGAACUAGUUAUCAAUGUCAAUGUGCAGGUGGUUUCAGUGGAACUAAUUGCCAGAGUAACUCAGCUCUUGCAUUACGAAAUCUAUGUCAACCAAAUCCUUGUCGAAAUGGUGGUAGUUGUUAUCUUAAUCAAACUAAUUUCGCUUGCGCAUGUCCAACAGGUUUUGGUGGUACAUGUUGUGAAUUAACUUUAGCAGCAACAAAUCCAUGUUUUAAUAAUCCAUGUUUAAAUAGUGGAACAUGCCAAAUAGCCGGAAUUAAUACAUAUCGAUGUAUAUGUCCAACUGGUCUUGUUGGUACUCGAUGUGAACAACGUAUGUGUGACCCAAAUCCAUGUUUAUAUGGUGGUGUAUGUUUACCAUAUGGCGAUAGUUUUCUAUGUCAAUGUCCACCUCAAUAUACUGGACGUUGCUGUGAACUUUUACUUGUAACUACUGCAGCACCGAAUCCAUGUACUGUAAAUCCCUGUCUUAACGGUGGUACUUGCACGGCAACAAGUGUAACAGAAUUCACUUGUUCAUGUACAUCAAGUUAUUAUGGUCGUUGUUGUGAACUUCGUAAUUUUUGUCAACCAAAUCCAUGUUAUAAUGGUGGUGCAUGCAUUCCUACUACAAAUGCUUAUGUGUGUUCAUGUGUAUAUCCAAAUUCGGGUAGUAACUGUGAACUGCGAAUAGCUACGCCAGCUCCUCAAUCUUCAUGUGCUUGUAUUCUCUGUCCAUGUCCAACACCAACAACUACAACAACUAAUCCAUGUCUUCCGAAUCCAUGUCAAAAUAAUGGAGGUUGUGCUGUCACACAAAAUACUGCACAAUGUUAUUGCCCAAGCGCAUUUACUGGUUAUUAUUGUCAAUAUACACGCAAACGAACUUUAAGUACUGCACCUUGUUCAAAUCUCACAUGUUUAAAUGGUGGAGAAUGUUAUAUGAGUGAUCAAGGACCUCAAUGUACAUGUCCAAAACCAUAUUUUGGUGAACAUUGUGAAUUAAUGAAUCGACCACGUUCAUGUGAUCCAAAUCCAUGCGGUCAAAGUGGUCAAUGUAUAUCAACAAAAGAUGGUUAUAAAUGUAUAUGUAAAAAUGGUAUGACUGGUAUACUUUGUGAACAAGUGAUAAUGCCAAAUGAUUAUCGUUGGUGUCCAUUGAAUUGUCAAGCAGGUACAAGUUGUGUUUAUGAAGGUACUAUACCAAAAUGUCGUGUAUUAAGCGUUUAUAAACAUUAA
Messenger RNA from Adineta steineri, 2097 nucleotides. Lineage: Eukaryota; Metazoa; Rotifera; Eurotatoria; Adinetida; Adinetidae. The record is from the annotation of a GenBank genome assembly.